Molecule: messenger RNA, 1133 nt
Organism: Periconia digitata
Lineage: Eukaryota; Fungi; Ascomycota; Dothideomycetes; Pleosporales; Periconiaceae
Source: the annotation of a GenBank genome assembly
CCACAAUCGUCAGCCGCAACCUCAUCCGUAUCCAAAGUCGACCCCACCAAUGAACUUCCCCUCCUUCUCGACGCCUACGAAGAUGAAGAGUAUCCCCGAAACAAUUUUCCUCUGCGUGUUUCUCGCAGUAUCGAUUUUUAGAUGGACUUAUACCGAUAUCCAAGGUUCCGAAACAUGGGAUCUAUCCACGAUGCCGAGUUUCUUUGGCCCGGGAACGUAUAUUGCGUGGAUCAUAACAGGAAUCGACGCGUUUUGGGAUGAAUGGGCGGAAGUCGUACCGUGGCGCGUGGAUACUAGCAAACAUCUGCCCGAGAGCCAACAAGACACACAGAAUGAGCAAGACGAAGAAGAAAAAGAGAAGGCAAAACCAAAAGCUGUGCUCCAAGUCUUUGCCUUCACCGGAUACGCCGCCGUUGCGUUGAUUUACCUAGGAAUCAUGGUCGUGAAGGAGAUGCCCUCAACUGCGUACGGUGCGCAUACGGAUGCUUUCUAUCUUAUCGCCAACACAGUUUUUGUCGUCGCAUACCCGUGCAUCGAUAUCGUUUUCCCAACCGGACUCCGCUUGCCCGGAUUACCACGCAUUACCAUCGUAUUCUUCACCAAAACCGUCUUCGCAGUGACCUUGUGGCUAGCAUCAUAUAAUGCCCUCCGCGAAUUUUCGAAUCGCGUGCAGAGGGUAUCACAGCUUGUUCUCACCACAUUUCUAUUCAUGUCGCUGAUGCUUUGGGAUCGUAAGAGCAAGAGGAGACGGAUAGAUCUAUUCUGGACUUGGACGAUCACUGCAUCGUCUUCUCUCGCAUUCAAAAUACUGCUUUUAGGGAUGGACGAAGAGGAAAACCACUUUGAGAAAUGGUCUGAGAUUUUUCGAUUGCGGGCCCCGAAGCCUAGAACUUUGAAUACGCUGUCGGAGUUGGAUCAAUGGUUUACGGUUGGAUUGGCAGCGGUGUGUUUCGUAUAUUCAAGGCAAGAUACUGUCUUGUGGACUUUUACGGGGGUGUAUUCAGGGCUUCAAAGAGGAUUCAGAAGAGCGUACCAGCUCUUUACCACAAGAGAUGUCUGAUCGACAGCCCGAACCCCACCGUAAAUAUAGAUUUCAUGAUUCUAAUAUCUUGGUCCAUUCACUGAGCCCGGAC